Messenger RNA from Lasiosphaeria miniovina, 1314 nucleotides. RefSeq lists its product as uncharacterized. The record is from RefSeq and is a predicted model, not a curated record. Lineage: Eukaryota; Fungi; Ascomycota; Sordariomycetes; Sordariales; Lasiosphaeriaceae. The transcript is spliced from 3 exons. Bases 315 to 1103 code for a protein of 262 amino acids.
GCUGGUUGAGCCUGCGAUGAAUGCACCCGACAGUGUCAUGCGCCCCAAUACCAUCUAAUGUUUUCGCGCAGAAGUCCCCCCCCCUCUCCAAAAAAAAAAAAAAAAAGACCAAGUGAAUGCAAUUCCCAUUGCUCUUUGAUCUCCUUCAAGAUUGAACGUCAUAUAGGGGACUAUCCGUCUCCUUUGUCAAGCGAGAUCUAGUGUGCCUGCUCAGUAAUACAUCGCGAAGGCUUUGUAUCGUCCCGUCUUUUGUCUUCGCUCUGGUGUUUCACCACAUGGUCUAAGUGUAUUGUGAUACCUAAGGUACCUAUUUGAUGCGGCCCUUUUGGGAUCACUUUUCGUUUUCUUCUUUUUUGUGCGCCACUCCUCAAUCGCCAUCGCCAACACCUAAAUCCCAUUCCGCAUUCUACAUUUGGCCAGUGCCGCCUAGUUUUUGCCUUUCUAACCUGCACAUAAAAGAAUUCGGAUUCUUUCAUCAUGAUUCCCCCAGGCGAUCCUCAGCUGCCCAGCGGCUAGAUAAAAUCAUGGCGACCCUCCACUCUCGCCUUGUAUCCGACGUCGACGUUCAGGACUACCACUUCCUCGUUGAUCCUAUCGAUCACCAUCACAUCACCUACGAUGGCUUUCCACAGCGAGGUCAUCUGGACGAGGCUUUUCUUGGCAGUAACAUCAACAUUCACUUCAACCCCAUCACCAGCGAAAUGUCCGUCUCCACCUUGGGCUACGCGCUCCAAGUUGAGCUUCUGCACUUGCUUCUCGGGAAAUUGCGCGGCGUUAUUGCUGCCCAUCCUCAGAUAGCGGAUACCAAAGUCUUUCCGUUUCUGUGGGAGCGCGAUACUUUCGCAGCCGAAGUGCCCCACCCCCUGAUUUCCUUGUAUCGAUCAGCCCGUGAUGUUACACCUUCUAUUGUCAUCAACACCAGCACCUUCGCCGGAAAGCGAGGCAAGAAGGGGGGCGUGAAUACGUCGUCUAAGAGCGCUUCCGCCCACGUCAUGACACGUUAUCCCGGCCUCCAGACCAUGGUCCGUCUUGAUCUCGGCGGUCUGACCGUGGGCGGGUACGUGGAUAGAGAGCAUCUCGAGCAUCUCAAGCGGCGCGUAUAGCGCAUUGCCGACCUUUCCUUGGUCCUCACUUGGACACGCGAUGAACAUGGCAACGUCAUCGGCACUAGCGAGAGUCUCUCCAAGGAUGACGGCGAGCUCCGUCUACCUCUCAGCGGCAAUGGCAGCAACGUUCCCGAUCAAGGUGUUGAGGCUGCUAUCAAGGACAGCGAGAUCUUAGAUGCGAUCCGUUUAGCGGCUAAAGCUGGACCUC